Diaporthe batatas is the source of this 1058-nucleotide messenger RNA. RefSeq lists its product as uncharacterized. NCBI's taxonomy places the organism in Eukaryota, Fungi, Ascomycota, Sordariomycetes, Diaporthales, Diaporthaceae. Gene Ontology annotation, molecular function: FMN binding; oxidoreductase activity. Gene Ontology annotation, cellular component: cytosol. The transcript has 2 exons. Bases 344 to 997 code for a protein of 217 amino acids. The record is from RefSeq and is a predicted model, not a curated record.
CUGCCUUGGGCGUGGUGGUCUGAAAAGGGAAUAUGCUAACUGCUACUUACCUUAAGUAGGUAAGUAAGCUCCCGCCUCGUCUCGCCUUUCCGUCUUUGAGAGUCAGCAGCUAGGCCUUCUCGGCUCGCCCUUCCCUUCCCUCACGACCAUUUAAACUACUUUCAGCUCGUUUUCCAGAUGCGUCUCCAUGGCUGUCGAUAACUGUGAGACGUCCCGCGCGGUUGAUUGCAAAGCAAAGCCACGGACCUCAACCACCAGAAACCAUUUGCCAAUCGAAUCUUGCAACACCCAGCAAAUAUUAUUUCUCAUAACCGUCCAGAAACAGCCUUAAGAAUCUAUCAAAAUGGCCGCUGCAAUUAAGAGUGUCGCCGUCGUCGUCACAUCGACACGUGGAGUCCGCGUCGGACCCAACGUCGCAUCUCUCAUCUCAAAAGUCCUCGAGCCCUCGGCAAAGGCCGCGGACAUCAACCUCAAGACGGUCGACCUCAAGUCCUUCAACCUGCCCGUCUUCAGCGAGGCCGCAAUCCCAAAGAUGGUGGCGCCGGGCGGGGCGCAGUUCGAACAGGAGACCUCCAAGGUGUGGGCCGACGAGAUGAACUCCCACGACGGCUACGUCUUCGUCCUGAACGAGUACAACUACGGCAUGUCGGGCGCCGCCAAGAACGCCAUCGACUACCUCAUGAACGGCUUCACGGGCAAGCCGACCAUGCUGGUCAGCUACGGCGUGGAGGGCGGCAUCCUCGCCAACGACCAGGCCAAGGGCGUCCUGUCCGCGAUGGGCCUGACCGUCGUCGAGCCGCGCCCCAAGCUGGCCUUCUUCGGCGGCCGUGGCCCCGAGGGCAUGCUGGCCGUGCUCGAGGGCAAGAUCGGGGACGACACGAGGAAGGACUGGAGCGAAGGCCACAGGGACGAGAUACUGGAGGCGUUUGAGAAGCUGGGCGAGCAGCUGAGGGUUCCCAAGCCCGAGGGUGACCAGCUGCCCCCCAGCAAGAACUAGUAGUGCCCGGGUGGCUGUCGACGUCCAUCACGUUGAAUUUCACAGGUGGCAGAGCAUUGAG